AUGGCAGCCAUAGAUAUGUUCAACAGCAGCACAGAUCUCUCAGAUCCUUUCAAAGAAGAGCUCAUGAAAGUUCUUAAACCUUUCACCAACUCUGUUCCUUCUCUUCCUCCGAUUCCAAACACGAUCUUCGGUUUCAAUCAAACCACACCUCUCGGUCUAAACCAACUCACACCUUACCAAAUCCAUCAGAUCCAAAACCAGCUUAACCAGAGACGCAACGCCAACAUCUCAAAUCUCUCUCCAAAGCCGGUCCCGAUGAAGAGCAUGACCACUCAGAAACUCUACAGAGGAGUUAGACAAAGGCACUGGGGAAAAUGGGUCGCUGAGAUCCGUUUACCCAAGAACCGUACCCGACUCUGGCUCGGAACUUUCGACACAGCUGAAGAAGCAGCCAUGGCUUACGAUCAAGCUGCUUACAAGCUUCGAGGCGAAUUAGCGAGGCUUAAUUUCCCACACAUCAGACACGAGUAUGGAUCAUACGGUGGUUGUGAUAGCAGCUUCAGGCCUCUUCAUCCCUCUGUUGACGCAAAGCUCGAAGCGAUUUGUCAGACUCUGAGAAAAACAGAGGAUGUUGAUCUCCCCUGUUCUGAAACAGAGCUCUUCCCGCCAAAAACAGACUAUCAAGAGAGUGAAUUUGGGUUUUUGAGAACUGAUGAGAGUUCGUUUUCCGAUGAGUCUCAGGUUGGAUCUUCGUCGCCGGAAUCUGGUAUUACUACUACUACUACGUUCUUCGACUUUUCGGAUUCUGGGUUUGAUGAGAUUGGGAGUUUCGGUCUGGAGAAGUUUCCUUCUGUGGAGAUUGAUUGGGAUGCGAUUAGCAAAUUGUCUGAAUCUUAA
Messenger RNA from Microthlaspi erraticum, 837 nucleotides. The record is from the annotation of a GenBank genome assembly. NCBI's taxonomy places the organism in Eukaryota, Viridiplantae, Streptophyta, Magnoliopsida, Brassicales, Brassicaceae.